Messenger RNA from Centruroides sculpturatus (bark scorpion), 2714 nucleotides. RefSeq names its product probable ATP-dependent RNA helicase DDX47 (gene pths). Gene Ontology annotation, molecular function: ATP binding; nucleic acid binding; RNA helicase activity. The record is from RefSeq and is a predicted model, not a curated record. NCBI's taxonomy places the organism in Eukaryota, Metazoa, Arthropoda, Arachnida, Scorpiones, Buthidae. The transcript has 12 exons. Bases 26 to 1366 code for a protein of 446 amino acids.
CGCUGCAGUAACAAUUCUACGUCAUAUGAUAAAUAUGGCGGACGACGUGGUGGAGGUUAUCGAUGAGGAAAACGAAUCCAUAACGUUUAAAUCUUUAGGGGUCGUAGACGUCUUGUGUGAAGCAUGCGAGUCUCUGAAAUGGAAGAAACCGACGAAGAUUCAACAAGAAGCCAUACCUGUUGCCUUAAAAGGCAGAGACGUCAUCGGACUGGCCGAAACAGGUUCUGGAAAGACCGGAGCCUUCGCCCUUCCUAUCUUGCAAGCUUUGCUGGAAAAGCCUCAACGACUGUUUGCAUUGGUGUUGACGCCGACCAGAGAAUUGGCCUUUCAGAUAUCCGAACAGUUUGAAGCAUUGGGCAGUUUCAUCGGAGUUAAAUGCACGGUGAUAGUGGGAGGCAUCGACAUGGUGACGCAAGCCUUAUCCUUAGCUAAAAAACCUCAUAUAGUUAUAGCAACUCCCGGGAGAUUGGUGGAUCAUUUGGAGAAUACAAAAGGAUUUAAUUUGAAGGCAUUAAAAUAUUUAGUAAUGGAUGAAGCAGACAGGAUACUGAACAUGGAUUUCGAACAGGAAGUUGACAAGAUUCUCAAACAGAUUCCAAGAGAAAGGUGCACUUAUUUAUAUUCCGCAACCAUGACAAAAAAGGUUCAGAAACUUCAGCGUGCAUCACUCACCGAUCCCGUAAAAGUAGAAGUCUCCCGAAAAUAUCAAACCGUAGAAAAGUUGCAGCAAUAUUACAUAUUUAUACCAUUAAAAUUUAAAGAUGUAUAUCUUGUUUACAUCUUAAAUGAACUCGCAGGUAACUCUUUCAUGGUUUUCUGUAGCACCUGUGCUAACACUCAGAGGACGGCAUUGAUGUUGAGGAAUCUUGGAUUAAAUGCCAUUCCCCUCCAUGGGCAGAUGAGUCAGGCAAAACGAUUAGGAUCUCUGAAUAAAUUUAAAGGAAAAAGUCGAUCAAUAUUGAUUGCUACGGACGUUGCAAGCAGAGGACUGGAUAUUCCUCACGUCGACGUCGUCAUCAAUUUCGACAUUCCCACUCAUUCGAAAGAUUACAUCCACAGAGUCGGAAGAACCGCCAGGGCAGGCCGCAGCGGAAAAUCGAUAACAUUCGUCACACAGUAUGACGUGGAAUUGUAUCAACGUAUCGAGCAGUUGAUUGAUAAAAAGUUGCCUCUGUAUUCGACAGAGGAACAAGAAGUAAUGAUACUCAUGGAGAGAGUCAGCGAAGCUCAAAGAUAUGCAAAAAUGGAAAUGAAAGAACUGGAAGAUAAGAAUAAAAAGAAGAGGAAGAAGGAAAUAAAAGAUGAAGGUGACGACACCGAAGAAACUGUUAAAGUGAAAAAUAGAAUUAAGAGAAAAAGGAAAUAAAUUUAUAUAAAAUUACCUUACAAAGUUUAAAAUGACUGAUGCCGGUUUAAGAUAAAUUCUCCUGUUUGUUGUAGAAUAACUUAAAAAUGAAGCCCGAACAAAAUUCUAAUUAACGCAUAAAUUCCGUAUUUAACAUGCAGAUUAAUAAUCGUUCUUUUGCACUAAAACAACCGCAGAAUCUAUCGCCAGUAGUUGCCAAAAGUUUAUCUGCUAUUUGCAUGCGAUGGCACGAGAUUUAUAUCUAGAAUUUGCAUAUAUUUAAUUAAGAGACUCUUGUUUGAAUACAUGCAAAUGUCAGAUAUAGAUCAGGAUAAAACCGGGUUAUAAAAUCACUUUUUCUAUACUUCAUUCUCGGUGUUGUGGUGAAAGAGUGGUAAGAAGUGAUUCUACAACUCAGUUUUAGUUUUUUACUUGCAAAUUUUUAGUUUUGCUAAAGAAAAAUACAUCCUAAACUCUGGAUUUAGGGAUAUAGACACUAGUUUCAGCAGGCUAUGGCACCUCUCCUAUUGUGUCCGGAAGUGUAGUAGGAGGAAUUCCAAAGUCUACUGUGCCCAAGGUACCUAGAAUCCUAAAUACGGUAGGUUGAAACUAACUUUCCUGUGCCAUUAGGCCACAUUUAUCGAGAUUCUACAGAUAUGAUUGGGAAUUGAAAAGUUAUUAAAGUAAUUCAAAUUUAGUCAGCCACCCGGGAGCAAAUUUGCACCAAUGUACAGUACCUGCCAUAUCAAUAUAAUUACGUAAAUUAAAUAUUAAACGGUGCAGGAGUUUCGAAUAAAGCAAAGUGUCACUCAAGUAUUCACCAACUUUCUAACUAAAGGAGGUAGUUAAUACAAGCUGCAUAAAAAAAUAAAUCAUCAUUACGCUUCCUGGAAACUUACGUGCAUAUCUUUCUGUCAAAUUUGGCUCCCUAGACCGGGCUCAUUUAUAAAUAAAUCCACACUACCCUACCCCUUAAGGUGAAGCCGAACAAAACUGGUUAUCUGCAUCGUUUUGAUGGUGGGGCGUGGAAAAAAGCCCAAAUUUAGUUUCCUCCGCCCAAAUUUUCUUUUUAAUUUUUCUAAACCCAUCUUAAUGGUUGCCUGCAUCACUCGAAACCAUAGAGAUGAAACGAAAAUCAAUUGCCGAGCCGAAAGUAGCCAGCAAAGUGCUUUUCUACGUGCUUCUAUCGGAGAAACUCAAUAAUUAACGAACUUAUUCCUUUGAUAGAUCGAUAAAUCUUUCAGGAAUUCCAAAUACGAGCGAUUUUCUAGAGCUAAUUAAUAAUAAUUUUGCAGCAUAAAUUGUUAUUGCAGCUUCACAAACGAGCUAUUGAGUUAUUAACACAAUCAACGGCGUAAUAACUUCAUUA